AGAAAAAUUAAAACUGUUAAUUAAAUUGAGAGCGCGAGUGGAGUUUUAAUACAGGUGGUUAGGUUAAUCUAAAAGGUCUCCCUGAUUUGUUUAUGAAAAAACGAAACAAACAAACAAAAAUAUUAGAUAUGAAAUGGUCAAGCCAGUAAGAGUUGUACGCAGUGAAAGUUCCUCUAUUUUGUUAUUAAGUAACUGAGUUAGGCCUAAGCAAAGGACCGUCGGAAAAACGUUAGCUCCAGCUCGUGAAACUAAGAUAUAUAUCUGAAAAUCUAACAUCAUGACUGAAAUUGUAGCAGAACAGCGUGAAGUUACGGAUUUUAGGUUUCGUCAACUGAGGAGAGUUCGUAUCCUAUCAGAAGAGGAUUGCAAGUUCACUGCUGCUGGGAACUUAAUUACGUCCUCAAGUCGAUUUGGGUUAAUAUUUGUUGGUUUUCACAAAGGAUUCAAGGUUUUAAAACUAGAUGACAUUUUGAGUAUUGAUGCUGACAAAGAUAAGGCUAGGAUUGAAUGUGAAGAAUAUCCAUGUAUAAAAGUGGACUUGCAGAAACAGCCUGUUCACUUGGCUCUUAGCUCGGACAAUAUGACAUUAGCUGUUUGUGUCACCAAGAAUGAUUAUCCUUUUGCCCUAAUGUAUGAUAUUAGAAGCUUUGCAGACAUGGCAUGUACUGCACAGCCAUUUACAGAAGUUCGUCUAUCAGCAACACCAGGAAUAACAGUAAGAAACUUAACUUGGAAUCCAUCAGUUGUUGAAAUGUUUGCAGUGUGCCUUAGUGAUGGAAGUUUGGGAAUUUAUGAGCUUUCAGAUAUGAUACUGAAGAUAAAUGCUGUUCUACCUGCACAGACAAAUGUCACAGCUGUCUGUUGGAGUCCUAAAGGAAAGCAGUUGGUUGCUGGAAAGAAGAAUGGAUCCUUAACUCAGUACAAACCAACACUCCAAGAAGCAAAAUCUAUAGCUGUGCCACCACUCUUUGAAAAUCCAGUAUCAGUAUUGGAGAUCAGUUGGCUAAUACCCACUGUAUUUGCCGUAAGCUUCAUACCUGUUGGUAAUACAGAAGACAAGACUGUUUCGUUGGUUAUUAUAUCAAUUCCUAAAGGAUCCCAACCCAAUUAUAUAAACUUUGGAGAUGUAUGUCUAGAGGGUGGUGAUCAACAGGCACCAUGUUAUUGGAUGUUUCAUCAGCCAGACUGGGGCAUUCUUAUAUGUGCUUCCAGCAAGGCAGUUGAAACAGCUGUUUUAGGUUGUAAACCAGACAACAAGGCUUUUUGGGAACAAUGGGUUUUGGAUGGUAGUGGACGUGCAGAACUUCCCCUGGUGAAAAAUAAUGAGACUUACCCAUUAGGUCUUACGGUAAUAACAUCUGCCCAAAGACAAAUCACAGUCAGUGAUACCGAAUCCUAUCCUCCAAUGCCAAUUCUGUUUCUUCUGUCCACAAAUGGGCUAUUGUGUCCAUUUCACAUGCUGAACACAGCAAAUGGUGCUACUAGCCAAGUUAACCCUCCUGAAAUACUGCUGAAAGAAGGUGAAAGAAAACCUAAAGCUAUUUCUCAGCCAAGUAGUGUUUUUGCUUCAACACCUGUCUUACCUUCUUCAAAACAAACUAUGACCAACUUUACCACUCCAAAAAGCAAUCUUAUAGAAAAAUUCAAUCAAACUAUGCCUGGACAGACACCAUUAGUUUCAAGUUGCACUGUUCAACAACACUCAAGUGUUCCUAUUGAAAGUGGGCAACAGAAACCUUCAUUUUCUUAUACUGCACAGCAACAGUUAACAGUUCCAACUGGGGAUUGCCAGCAAAAGCCAUUUACCCUUACUAGUCAGCAGCAGCUACCGGUAUCAACUGGUGGUAGUCAGCAGAAGACUAUGUUUGUUUUUGGGGAGGGGCAGCAGUUACCUGUCACUUGUAGUGUUAGUCAACAACAACAAACUUUUCCAUCUAGUCUUGUUCAACAAAAGACUCUUUCAGAGAGUAAGGAGCAGUGGCCAACAGCUCCAAACAAUCAUACUCAACAAAAGACACAAUCUAUUUCUGACAGUGGUGAGCAGUGGACAAAAGUACCAACCAGUAAUGAUUGCCAGGUACCUGUUUUAUCGACCCAAGUUAACAGUGGGACAGUUGUUAGACCACUGUUUCAACCAAGUAGUGGGUCUUCUUCACAGGCUGUGAAUAAAUCAAUGCUAAUUCAAGACCAGAAAAAUUCCAACCUAUCAUUUGAUGUACAAAACACAUCAGAAAAGUUGCCAACACUGGUAUCUUCAAAUGUAUCUGAUGUUAAAAUUACUAGUACACUUUCAUCUACUGUAGAAACAUCUAAUGAGCUUAAAGAAAGAGAAAAACAUGCAGCUGAAACCUACAAAGCUGCUAUAUUAGAAGAGAUCAAGGAGUUUCAGUUAGAACUAACCAGCUGCUGCAAACGUUUAAGUAAAUGUCAGUUUGAAGUAGGGAAAAAGGAGGAGAUGGGAGUUUUAUAUGAGAAAACCCAAGAAAUGGAAACCUUUUGUUCGCAAAUGAAGGGUACAAUGGAGUCCCUUAACAGUGAUAUACACAGCUUGAAAAGUCUCACUUUGGAAUGCUUUGCUAUGGUUGAAGAGGGUCGAUCCAGAAAUCUUCGAAAUAAAGACCCAAAAUACAUAUCACUGCUGAGGUCGCGUGACCUUGACCCUUUCAGCAAUCGCCGUCUCCAAGAAAUUCGCCGAUUCCAACAGUAUUUUGAGACACAGCUGAAUGAAAUCAAUAGACAACUUGAUCAAGAAUGGCAUGACUUUUUAGGCAACAAGAAACAUCAGUCAAGAUACAAGCUUCAGCUUCCUACUAUACAAACAGUAUAUCGUGCUGUCACAAACAAUGAAAACCUCCUCUUCAAUUUGCAGAAAGUGGUUGAUCAACUUACAGCUCAAGUCAAAGAUAUAAAGAUUAAUGGGCAUUCUUCCAGACAUCGACCACACACUACCCUACUUUCUCAAUUUAACGUCACAUCACCACCUCAAUUUAAAAAUGGAAAUGAUGAGUUGUCAGCUUUAGCUGAUGCAUUUCUGGUAACAAAGCUGAAUGAUGAGGACUCUUCAGACAAACAGAACAUAACCCAGCCAACAGUGAAAUGUUUGUCUCCCCAGAAGCAAGCUAUGUUACGAGAAGUUUUGAGCCAGAGACAAGUAACUUCAGUUCGUACCACUCCAUUAAAAGACUUUGCAGAAUCUCGAUUAAUAUCCAAGCUUGCAUUAUUAAAGAAAGAAGAGAGGAAAACUGUAUCUGAAUCUACCAAAUUAGAGUCACCAACAUCAACAACAAAAUCUUCAUUACCAGAACAAGAAUCGGCAACAGCAGUAUCUCCAACCAAACCUCUUCCAAGUUGCACAGAGCCUACUUCUACUUCACAACUAGUAUUAGCAACAAGAACACAACCUACUCAGAAAGAACCAGAUAUUCCUUCAAUGCCAGUAGCUAUUACGAUACAAUCACAAGUACAACCAGACAUUUCAGCCAUCAGAACCAUUUCCACUUUGAAGGAACCAACAGCAGCACCUGUAUGUCUUUCUUCUUCUCUUAACAACCAGGUUUUAACACCAGUCAGACCUCAAGUAACCAGACCUACUCCACCUAGUACUGUUGGUAUAGAAGUUCGAGCACCAGCUCAACCAACUACAAACAUGCAGUCCAUUCAAAUAGCUCCUCCAGCAAUAAAAGCCAGCCCCGUGCCUACAACAAGUAAGGGUUUCUUGGAAGUAUCUUCCAUGAAGUCAGAAGCAGAAUCUUCUGUUUCUGUUCCAGCAAGUUUUUCAGUGACAGGAACUCUUGCAACUAGUAGAGAACAUGUUGAUUCAACUGUGUCCAAACCUUUGAAUAUUGCAACUGCAGGACAACCACUCGGUUUCAGUUUUGGUUCUGUUGGUGUUAAAACCCAGCCUGUUAUUACUCUGAAAUCUGUAAAUACUUCUGAACCUGUGACUACCAUGAGUGAUAAGCCCACCCAAUGUCUCCAGAACAAAGAACAAAUACCUUCGUUUGUGAAAACAGUCGAUACAAGCACACCAGUCACAAAACAAGUAUUUCGCUUCAGUAUGCCCCCCACCACUUCCUCCACCACAAGUUCUCCAUUUUCAUUUGGUUCUAGUAGUGGCUUUAGUUUCAAAUUACCAGAUUCUCUUACAGGAGGCAGCAUUUCAACUGGUAAACCUGCAACUCUGACUUCCAUCCCAGCAUCUAGUAUAGUGGCUCCUACACCAAUGACCACGUCUGCAACAUCAUUUACUUUUAAACUACCAGAACCUUUUACUGCAGUAUCAGAUCAAGAAAGUCGCACAAAAUCAUCCGAAGCUCCACAGUCGAUUUUAGAUUCUUCUCUUGUUGAGGAGAAUGAAGCAAAUAAUAAAGAUAAAAAUGAAACAGAUAUCAAAGUUAUUGAGGUCAGUUUUGGGAAAUCAGACAAGCCUGACAUAUCCGUUUCUUCCAAAGCAACCAUUCCUUCUUUCCUGUCAACCACUACUGCCUCAGCUGGUAGUGCUUUCAAAUCCAUACUACCAUCUAAUGUCAGUGGUGUGAAAAGUGCUUCAGUUUCAGAGACAUCUGCUUUCUCAUUUAGUUUGCCCAAAACACAGGCAGAAAGCAUAGCAGAGACUUCUCUUACUUUAACAUCAGACUCCAAACCUGUUUUUGGAACUACAACUUCUCCUGCAACAUCCAUUUCCAAGCCUUUCCUUGGAAGUACAGCUGUACCACCAGUAACGAUUUCAAAGCCUGUUUUUGGAAGUGGCACAGAAGAUGUACGUAAUGCAGAAAAACCAGCUGUUUGUCAAGAUGCUGGAGUUACAAAAUCUGACAUUGGUAAUGUUCAAAGUAUAAUAACAGUUUUAACUAGUUCCCCUUCAGCUAGUGAUACUAGCAGCAGUGUCUCUACGACUUUUGCUAAUUCAGCUGUUUCUGCUGUAUCACUAACAACAGUGCCAUCUGUUUUAACUUUGAGUGAAAGUAAUGUUUCUUCAAGUACAACAACAGCCUCAACUUUACAGUCAACAGUCACUACUGGAUCAUCACUAUUUGGUAAGCCUAUUUUUGGGCAGUCCCCAACAUUUGCUCCUACUUUUGGAUUAACAACUUCAAGCUCUAGUGGUCCAUCAUUUGGCCAGACAACUUCAAGCUCUGGUAAUAUAGUGUUUGGACAGGAAGCCUCAAAGUCUGGUUUUUUUGCGUUUGUACAGACCACUAACAGUACUACUUCAUCAUUUGGUCAAACUGCAGUAUCUUCUGGUGGUAACACCUUGUUUGGCCAGAGUGGCAGUAAUUCACCAAGUGGAUUUUUUGGUCAACACUCUACUGCUUUUAAUCAGGCAACAAGUGGUUUUGAACAAAAACCAACUUUUGGUCAGAGUGGAUCUUUUGUAUUUGGUCAACAGACCACAACAGCUAACACUUCUCCUUUUGGGCAGCCUGCAACUCCAUCAUCAUCAUCAUCUGGGGGUCUCUUUGCUCAGUCAGGUUUCUUUACAGGUCUGGGAGGCAAACCAAGUUCAGAAAAUGUGGGGAAGAAUAUUUUUGGUGUUCCUGCUGGAAAUGCACAGACUAGCUUGAACUUGUUUGGAAACCAGCAACCUGAAGGCUUUGGGAGUAAAUCAGGUGGAGUAUUUUCUGGUGGAAGUUUCUCUGGUGGUGGUGGAAGUGUGGCACAGACAGGUUUUGGAGGUUUUCAACAGCCUCCACAAAAAUCUCCUGUUAACCCUGGUGGUUUUGGAGGUUCUCCAGCUUUUGGAGGAAGCCCAACAUUUGGAGGUUCUCCCCAAUUUGGAGCAACACCCAAUUUUGGAAGUCAGGGUACUUUUGGUAGUCCAUUUGGUGGUUCACCCUCAUUUGGUUCUGGUCAAACUACUGGAUCAUUUGGUUCUGGCCAGACUAGUGGGGGUUUUGGAGGAUUUGCAAGCAUGAAUUCUCCAACAUUUGAUACUCUAGCUGCAUCUGCACAAGCUCCAUCAUUUAACUCCCUUACACAGCAAGGACAGCAGACUUUUGGAAAUCUUAAUCAGCAAGCUGGGGCAGGUAGCACGGGUGGCUUUGGUAGUCCAAGCUUUGGCGGUAGCCCUGGAUUUGGGAGCCAGCCAUCUGGGUUUGGAUCUCAAGACCAAAGUGCAUCAGCGUUUACACAGUGGAGACAGUGAGACUCAUAGUGUCAUCUGGUGUGAUAAUUAUAUUUUAUGAAGGAAAAAAAAGAUAGUGUAAUUUGUCAUACAACAUUAAAAGAAUGAUUUGUGUUGAGUAAUGUUCAAUAAUGUUAGAAUAAAGCACUUUUGAUUUAC
Messenger RNA from Limulus polyphemus (Atlantic horseshoe crab), 6283 nucleotides. RefSeq names its product nuclear pore complex protein Nup214-like (gene Nup214). Gene Ontology annotation, cellular component: nuclear pore. The record is from RefSeq and is a predicted model, not a curated record. Gene Ontology annotation, molecular function: structural constituent of nuclear pore; protein binding. Lineage: Eukaryota; Metazoa; Arthropoda; Merostomata; Xiphosura; Limulidae. Bases 278 to 6145 code for a protein of 1955 amino acids. Gene Ontology annotation, biological process: protein import into nucleus; RNA export from nucleus. The transcript is spliced from 33 exons.